Penicillium taxi is the source of this 273-nucleotide messenger RNA. RefSeq lists its product as uncharacterized. Lineage: Eukaryota; Fungi; Ascomycota; Eurotiomycetes; Eurotiales; Aspergillaceae. The record is from RefSeq and is a predicted model, not a curated record. The transcript is spliced from 2 exons. Bases 1 to 273 code for a protein of 90 amino acids.
AUGACUUACUCACCAUGGCAAGUUCUGGACAAUGGCUACGCAGCAUCUGAUGAUCAACCGCUCCUCUUGUUUGCACAAACUAUCAGCACUACGGCCGGACUCUAUGUUCAGUCAAUGGCAAGCAAGGCACUUGUGGCAAUAGAGAACGCGAUGUAUGCUACGACCAACACAGGUGGCAGUUUGGUCAUGCAGCUCUGCGAGUCCAGCUACGAUAGUAACCACAUUUUUAGCUUUAUAGCCACAAAUAAUAAGUCCUUCACAUUAGUACAAUAG